AUGUUCGGGCUUGGAGGAAUGACUUGUGUAGCAGGUAUCCUGAGGUUGGUGACUUUAAUACAACUCACCCACAGCGAUGAUAUUUCAGAACAUAAUGGACCUACAACUGGUUGGUCCAGCAUUGAAAUGAACACGGCAUUG
This is a messenger RNA of Aspergillus bombycis, 141 nucleotides long. RefSeq lists its product as uncharacterized. The record is from RefSeq and is a predicted model, not a curated record. NCBI's taxonomy places the organism in Eukaryota, Fungi, Ascomycota, Eurotiomycetes, Eurotiales, Aspergillaceae. The transcript is spliced from 3 exons. The annotation marks the transcript as partial.